Messenger RNA from Rhineura floridana, 1090 nucleotides. RefSeq names its product chromosome 14 C15orf40 homolog (gene C14H15orf40). The transcript has 4 exons. The record is from RefSeq and is a predicted model, not a curated record. Lineage: Eukaryota; Metazoa; Chordata; Lepidosauria; Squamata; Rhineuridae. Gene Ontology annotation, cellular component: cytoplasm. Bases 220 to 678 code for a protein of 152 amino acids.
GCCCUGCCCUCUCUUUUACCAGGCCGUCCUGCUGAUCACGGCUGUGUUAAAAUGCUGGAUUUCUCCAUCGUUUUGCAUGGACGGCUUACAACACGAGCUGAAGAAUAGAAUACAUCGAAACUUGCCGUUCAUCCCGGGUGUUACUGUCUACACUUUUCUUAUCUCUAUGAGAAGCACUGCUAUUGUUGCCGGAAGUGAAGUACGGCUGGUGCUGCUGUAAUGGUUGUCGUGGCCCUUCCCGCUUUCUGUCGGGGCUCUCGUUUGUGGAACUUUGCCUGGACAGCUGCUGUGAGGGGACAGGGAGGGGGUGCUGCCGCCAUGCCCAGGAAGGGGAAAGCACAGGUUAAGGACAUAGCAAAGCCUGCUGCUCCCUCAGGCCCAGUGACAACAGAUAAAAGUGGUUCUGUUACCAUCUCUGUUCAUGCCAAACCUGGAUCUAAACAAAACGCUGUAACAGAUGUGACAGCAGAUGCAGUGGGUGUGGCCAUUGCUGCACCUCCAUCCGAAGGGGAGGCCAAUGCAGAGCUGUGUCGCUACCUCUCUAAGGUCCUUGAAGUUAAGAAGAGCGAGGUUGUGUUGGCGAAGGGUGGUAAAUCUCGAGAAAAAGUCGUGAAGAUUUUGGCAUCAGUGACUCCAGAUGAAGUUUUAGAGAAGCUGAGAAAAGAAGCUGCCAGCUGAGACAUUUCCAAAGCAAUAAAUGAGCAAAGUUGUCUUAGCAAGUCGUUUUGCUGGAGGUGGAGAAGGUUAUACACAUGAGAGCAUGUUAAUAAAAGGUGGCAGAGAAGCUAAAUGUACAUCCUUAGACAAAUGCAAAGAUGAAUUGAAGAGAUAUCAUGAGGUGUGGAUACAGUAACAUCAAAACACACAGUAUAAAUGCUAUAAUGUUAUUUGAGAUAGCAUCAAAAGUGACUGAGACCUAAAGAAUUCUUUAAGUGGGAAAUGUGAAAAUUGUGGCAUGACUGUUUUUAUUUUAUUUAUUUGACAAAAUUUAUAUACUGCUUAAUAGAGAAUAACCUGUAAGUAGUUUACUAUAAAACAUUGGUUAAAAAAUACCACUAAAAUCAAGCAUUAAAAACAAAUUGACAUAAAA